Molecule: messenger RNA, 892 nt
Organism: Pieris napi
Lineage: Eukaryota; Metazoa; Arthropoda; Insecta; Lepidoptera; Pieridae
Exons: 4
Coding region: 208-771 (187 amino acids)
Source: RefSeq, a predicted model, not a curated record
UGAUUUUGUAGUUGUUUUUUAUGAAUUAUAUGAUUAUAAAAUUCGAAAAUUAUGCUAAAUAUAAGGAUUAUUAAUAAUCCAAAAUAGUUUUGUAGGCUGAACGUGGUUUUAACAACCGCAUUUUGUGGGCAAUCUGCGGUUACGCGAGCUAAAAUGCGUUUUAUUUAUUAAUGAACUAUAUAUCUUUGUUAUGAAUAAUUUAUAGCAAUGAACUACAUAAGGCUGCGAAAACACGAAAAUAUUUGCAUUUUAAUAUUAGGCAGCAAAAUGGAUACUAGGAUUUGUUUAUUGUUCAGUGUUUUGAUUAUUGCGAAUGUAAAUGCAUUCGCGAAGCGAGAUGUGGUCGCUGAGGUAGAAGGGGCGGAAGAGGUGUCGAACGCAGAAACCUCGUACGGCAUUAUUGAGAGAGUCAAGUACUGUUACGGUGAAACUCUGUCAAAUACUGUCAAUAUUGUCAAAAACGAGCAUUUGCAGCCUUUACUUAGCUUUUUCGAACACUCAUGGAACAAAAUUCGAAGAUAUGAGCCCGAAGGUCCAAAAUAUGAGCGUUAUAGCAAAGACAAGACCCCAAUCACAUGGGACAUCUUCCAGCAUGAUAUAAAGGAAUUUAGAAAUUGUGUUCGCCAAACCUUGACCGAGAUAGUGGAUGACGUUACAGAGACGAAGCUGCAACCACUGUUCCAUAACGUUGAAGAGCAUUUGGGAAAACUUACUAGAGUGGUUGAUGUACUAACUACAACUAGGGAAAGAAAACCACAGGAUCAAGAGUAAUAUAUUAUACAUAAAUCAAUUGUUUCACUUGAACUCAUGCUAUUUGUAAAUACAAAGUAGAAAUAUUGUCUUUGUGUUAUAAGUAGUGAUUGUCUAAUAAAAUGUUUUUUGCACGUCUGAA